AUGCCCGCAGACAUCAGCUUCACCGAGAGACUGAGCAACAUUGUGUCUCUGGCGAAUGCCUUCAUUUCAGCAGGAAACGAUGGAGACAUAGCUCGCAACAAGGCCAGAGAUCUCGAAGGGGAACUCCUGCAGUCAGCUUCUUCUCCAGAAGAAUACCAAAGACAGCUGCAAAAGGCUCUAAAAGCCACCCAAGCGCAAAAUGCAGCGCCAGCGGACGAAACCGAGCUCCCCCAAGAGCAAGAGAUAUUGAACCUCGAAGGCCCCAGCUUCGGUGCUUAUAAAUAUGCAACUUACCAUACAGACGGGCAAAUGUCGACCAUUUUCAAAGCGCAGGCAAAGGACGAGAACGCUCCUGUUCGAAUUGUGGCCCUCAAAGUCACCCAUCCGGGAAUGAUGACUCCGCCCCAUAACUCGGAACGAGAGGCUAGGCUGCUUGUCAAGGCGCGCCAUGAGCAUGUGGUGCCUCUUCUAGACACCAUUCACGAAUCGGGAGGAAGACUCGUCCUCGUCUUCCCUUUCCUCAGGCAAGACCUGGAGAAUCUUCUCAGAUCGGACCGGCUGGACCGACAGCAGAGCAGCAUGGUGUUCGACGGACUCUUCCAGGCCUUGGAACAUAUUCAUGCCUUAGGCAUGAUCCAUAGAGACGUCAAGCCAUCCAACAUCCUACUAAAAACCAUGAGCGGGCCUGUCUAUCUGAUAGACUUCGGUAUCGCAUGGUCUCCAGACGAUAAGGACUCCGAGCCUGCGGAUACCAAGAUCACUGACGUCGGUACGACUUGCUAUCGUCCACCAGAGAUCCUAUUUGGAGAUCGGUCGUACGACACCUCGUUGGAUAUGUGGGCAGCGGGUUGUGUUGUUGCGGAAAUGGUCAGGGACGGCCACCAUCCACUAUUCGAUGCCGGUCCAUUGGGAAGCGAGUUAAGCCUGAUCAAGUCCAUGUUUACAACACUUGGGACGCCGGACGUGGACAGUUGGCCCUCUGCAGAAGCAUGUCGUGACUGGGGAAAGAUGCGAUUUCAGAAGUUUCCAGCAAAACCAUGGAAGGAAAUUCUUCCUGGGGCUUCUGUAGCCGCCAUUGACUUUGUCUCCAAAACUGUCUUCUAUGAAAAGACAAGGAGAUUGACUGCAAAAGAAGCUCUGCGGCAUGACCUAAAAUCGGUUAUUGGGGGAUGA
Cladophialophora psammophila CBS 110553 is the source of this 1173-nucleotide messenger RNA. RefSeq names its product CMGC/CDK protein kinase. The coding region runs from base 1 to 1173 and encodes 390 amino acids. The record is from RefSeq and is a predicted model, not a curated record. The transcript has 3 exons. NCBI's taxonomy places the organism in Eukaryota, Fungi, Ascomycota, Eurotiomycetes, Chaetothyriales, Herpotrichiellaceae. Gene Ontology annotation, biological process: protein phosphorylation. Gene Ontology annotation, molecular function: ATP binding; cyclin-dependent protein serine/threonine kinase activity. Gene Ontology annotation, cellular component: cytoplasm; nucleus.